Protopolystoma xenopodis is the source of this 327-nucleotide messenger RNA. NCBI's taxonomy places the organism in Eukaryota, Metazoa, Platyhelminthes, Monogenea, Polystomatidea, Polystomatidae. The record is from the annotation of a GenBank genome assembly.
AUGUCCACCUACUUGGCUCCGUACGGCUCCAGCCUCCCUCACAGCUAUCUGCGAUCCCAGACUGGCCAGGCUGACUCAGCUCCUGGAUCCAGUAGUCUGGAAGGGCACUCAUUCGCCAACCUGUCGAACCCCACAGCAUCCAGCAUCAUCGGUGGUGACCUGGGCGUCAGCAAUCCGGAAUACCUGAUUCGACCAGCGCUGCUUCCCAAUCAUUUUCCCCCCCAUCAACCUGACGCCCUGGAUGCGAAGAAAGCCUCCGAGGGACCGGCCGUGUCGCGGGCACAGGCCCCACCAUGUUCUACCACCAUUUCGCCAAUCGACAUCUGA